Ictalurus furcatus (blue catfish) is the source of this 1972-nucleotide messenger RNA. RefSeq names its product dual specificity mitogen-activated protein kinase kinase 4. Gene Ontology annotation, biological process: protein phosphorylation; MAPK cascade. The transcript is spliced from 12 exons. Lineage: Eukaryota; Metazoa; Chordata; Actinopteri; Siluriformes; Ictaluridae. The coding region runs from base 89 to 1354 and encodes 421 amino acids. Gene Ontology annotation, molecular function: ATP binding; JUN kinase kinase activity. The record is from RefSeq and is a predicted model, not a curated record.
UGGGGACGCGGCCCGGUGCGUGUCUCUGCACUGCAGCCCGGCGGUGCUCCGGGUGGAGGUGGUGGUGGCUGAGGCUGAGAUCGGCGCGAUGAUGGCGACUCCCAGUGCGAACAGCAGCUCCGUGACACCUCCACCGCCCUCAGCUCUGAGAAGCGGCCACCCCGCCGCCUCCUCCUCCGCCUACCCACAGCCCCACCACUGCCAGCACACCACCACCAUGAGCAGCAUGCAAGCAGGAUUUCAGAUUAACCUGUCUGGAGCUGCCCAAAGUAAACGUAAAGUACUGAAGAUAGAUUUUGCCAAUCCGUCAAUCAAAUCAUCCACCAGAUUCAACCUCAGCACUGCGGGACCGCCCUUCCAGAACCCUCACAUAGAACGUUUGCGCACACACAGUAUUGAAUCAUCAGGAAAGUUAAAGAUCUCUCCAGAGCAGCUCUGUGACUUCACAGCGGAGGAUCUGAAGGACUUGGGGGAGAUCGGCCGAGGAGCGUAUGGCUCCGUCAACAAGAUGGCGUACAAACCCAGUGGACAGAUCAUGGCUGUAAAGAGGAUCAGGUCGACGGUGGAUGAGAAGGAGCAGAAGCAGUUGCUGAUGGAUCUGGAUGUGGUGAUGAGGAGCAGUGACUGUCCCUACAUUGUCCAGUUCUAUGGGGCGCUUUUCAGAGAGGGCGACUGUUGGAUAUGUAUGGAACUCAUGUCUACCUCUCUCGACAAAUUCUAUAAAUAUGUGUAUUCCACGCUGGAGGACGUGAUCCCUGAGGAGAUCCUGGGCAAAAUUACACUUGCUACUGUGAAAGCACUUAACCACUUAAAAGAAAACUUGAAAAUAAUUCACAGAGACAUUAAGCCAUCGAACAUUCUGUUGGACAGGAACGGGAACAUUAAGCUGUGUGAUUUCGGGAUCAGUGGGCAGCUGGUCGACUCCAUCGCGAAGACCCGAGACGCAGGCUGCAGGCCGUACAUGGCACCAGAGAGAAUAGACCCUGGUGCCUCCAGACAGGGUUAUGAUGUACGCUCAGAUGUCUGGAGUUUGGGAAUCACACUGUAUGAGCUGGCGACCGGGCGGUUUCCGUACCCGAAGUGGAACAGUGUGUUUGAUCAGCUCACACAGGUGGUGAAAGGAGAUCCUCCACAACUCAGCAACUCCGAGGAGAGAGAGUUCUCACCCAAAUUCAUCAACUUCGUCAACCUGUGCCUUACAAAGGAGGAGUCGAAAAGGCCAAAGUACCGAGAACUUCUGAAGCACUCGUUCAUCCAGAUGUACGAGGAGCGCUCUGUAGACGUGGCCAGUUACGUGUGCAGGAUCCUCGACCAGAUGCCCGCGUCCCCCAGCUCGCCCAUGUACGUGGACUAAAACGUGCACGUGCACGCCGGUCCACGUGGAGGACAAACAGAAACGCAAGCUGUUGUAUAAAGUUUCGCUUCGUCACAGAACCCUGCAGUGUUCCUCGGAAAAUGCAGAGACGCCCAGAGCAGUGAGACAGCUGUCCUCCAUCACGCCUACAUAUACUGUCUGUCUCUCUGUCUGUCUCGUGUCUCACCUCACAGCUCGCACCCUCCGCUGAUGUGUGGUCUCCGCUUGAGGACACCUCGUCUCUGGACGUACUGUACAUACACCCCGCUGCUCUGUGUGUGUGUGUGUGUGUGUGUGUGUGUGUGUGUGUGUGUGUGUGUGUGUGUGUGUGUGUGUGUGUGUGUGUGUGCGCGCGCGUGUGUGUUUCUGGUCGUGGAGGAGGUUUGGAGAGCGGCCGUACCGAAGCGCUGCUCACGCUGGUUUAUCUGCUCUCUGCCUGAUGACGGCUCAAUCCCAAAUGCCCUGCUUCAUACCCAAGUGCACUACGUAGGGUGGUUAAUAAUGGUUCCUGCACCCUAUGUAGUGCGCAUUGUGUCAUUUGGGAUUCAGCCCAUGAUUGUGUCAUUACUGUAUAAUGAUCCACGUUCUGAUAUAUAAAAUAAAUAAACUGGAAAUGUA